Molecule: messenger RNA, 789 nt
Organism: Pelobates fuscus (common spadefoot toad)
Lineage: Eukaryota; Metazoa; Chordata; Amphibia; Anura; Pelobatidae
Product: vitelline membrane outer layer protein 1-like
Exons: 3
Coding region: 42-605 (187 amino acids)
Source: RefSeq, a predicted model, not a curated record
UUCUUUAAGCAUCUCGAGGUUAACCAGAGACAAGUGACACUAUGGUUCUCAAAAUCUCAUCUCUCUUCAUGCUCUCUCUAAUUACCAUUGUAAAUGCUCAGCCCUAUUCUAUCGAUGUAUCCAACGGAGGAAAGUGGGGUGACUGGGGGAGCAUUGAGUGGUGCCCACGAGGAUACCUGGCCAAUGGAUUCUCCAUCAAGCUAGAAGAUAAACAAGGAGGACGUGAUGACACAGCUGUGAAUGGCAUUCGUCUACACUGCAUCGACCGUCACCAAGGCAAUAUGGGACUUACAAUUACAUCUUCACAAGCAAUAUGGGGCACAUGGACAUCACCACUUUGGUGUACAAACAGCUACUUGACAUCCUUCAUGUUGAAGGUGGAAGGACAACAAGGACUAGGUGAUGACACAGCUGUCAACAACAUCAAGUUUAAGUGCUCGAAUAAUCAUGAGCUGGAGGAAACUGGUCUUCCUUGGGGAAAUUAUGGAAAAUGGAGUGAAAUGUGUCACCUUGGUAUCUGUGGAAUCCAGACCAAGGUUGAAAAACAACAAGGAACUGGUGAUGACACAGCCCUCAAUAAUGUCAAGCUUUAUUGCUGUAAUUAAAUAUGAUGUAUACUGAAACACGUAAUCAUUCCCCAAUCCAUCUAUUGCUCGUGCUUUAAAAUCUCCAUAUAUAAAUUAAAAAUAUCAAUUCUAUUGCGUGUUCACACAAAAUCUUCUCCAUGUUUAAUCUUUAGACUGUAAGCUCGUCUGAGCAGGACCUAACCUCUUGUUCCUCUAAAUUUAA